This is a messenger RNA of Ictidomys tridecemlineatus (thirteen-lined ground squirrel), 8050 nucleotides long. It is a transcript of the gene Gpr101, whose product is annotated as G protein-coupled receptor 101. Gene Ontology annotation, cellular component: membrane. Gene Ontology annotation, molecular function: G protein-coupled receptor activity. Lineage: Eukaryota; Metazoa; Chordata; Mammalia; Rodentia; Sciuridae. The record is from RefSeq and is a predicted model, not a curated record. Gene Ontology annotation, biological process: G protein-coupled receptor signaling pathway.
ACAGGCGCUGUGCCCCGCUCCAGCCGCGGCAGCCGUUCCUGCCGCCCGGUGCGAGCUCGCAGCCUCCCGCGCCCCGAGAGGCUGCUGGGACGAGCGCGGCGAGCUCCCGGGGACCGGCACGCAGCUCCCGCAGCGCGACGCCUCCGGCAGCAACAGUCGCUGCUGCAUUGCUGAAAAACUAGCUCAAAGCCCGCGGUGGAGGCAAAAUAAAGUCGACAUCGAGACAGAGGUCCAGAGACAGAGAUCCAGCCAGAGAAAAACCGAGCAAAAACACUGUGUGCGGUCUUUACACCCCUUCGCUGCCCACCGGUGACUUCACUGGCCCUGCACCCUAUCUUGCGCCUGCCUGCAAUCGCCAUGACAUCCCCUUGUCCCAACAGCACGCGGGAAAGCAACAACAGCCAAGCGUGCAUGCCCCUGUCCAAAAUGCCUAUUAGCCUGGCUCACGGCAUCAUCCGCUCGACCGUGCUGCUCGUCUUCCUCACGGUCUCCUUCAUUGGCAAUGUAGUGCUGGCGCUGGUGUUGCAGCGCAAGCCGCAGUUGCUGCAGGUGACCAACCGCUUCAUCUUUAACCUCCUCAUCACCGACCUGCUGCAAAUUUCUCUCGUUGCCCCCUGGGUGGUGGCCACCUCUGUGCCUCUCUUCUGGCCCCUUAACAGUCACUUCUGCACAGCCCUGGUUAGCCUCACCCACCUGUUCGCUUUCGCCAGUGUCAACACCAUUGUUGUGGUGUCCAUAGAUCGCUAUCUGUCCAUCAUUCACCCUCUCUCCUACCCAUCCAAGAUGACCCAUCGCCGUGGUUACAUGCUUCUCUAUGGCACCUGGAUCGUGGCCAUCUUGCAGAGCACACCCCCACUCUAUGGCUGGGGUCAGGCUGCCUUUGAUGAGCGCAAUGCCCUCUGCUCCAUGAUCUGGGGAGCCAGCCCGAGCUACACAAUUCUCAGUGUGGUGUCCUUCAUCGUCAUUCCACUGGUUGUCAUGAUUGCCUGCUACUCCGUGGUGUUUGGUGCAGCCCGUCGGCAGCAUGCUCUGCUGUACAACAAGAGCCACAGCUUGGAGGUUCGGGUCAAGGACUGCGUGGAGAAUGAGGAUGAACGGGGAGGAAAGAAGAAGGAUGAGUUCCAGGAUGAGAGCGAGGUCCACGGCCAGGAUGAAGGUGUGGUCAAGGCCAAGGAAGGCAGCGUGGAGGCCAGUGUGGACCCCAUGGAAGCCAAGGACAGCAGCCUGAAGGCCAAGGAAGGAAAUAUGGAGAUCAUUGAGGGUAUCAUGGAGGCCCAGGGCACCGAGUUGGUCAGUGACAGCCGGAUGAAGGGUAAGGAAGUUGGCACCAACGUUGAGGAGGGCAGCAUGAAGGCAGACAAGGGCCGUGUAGAGGUCAGCCAGUGCAACAUCGACUUGGGUGAAGAUGACCUGGAGUUUGGGGAGGAUGACAUCCAUUUCAGUGAGGAUGAUGUCGAAGCAGUGAACAUCCCAGAGAGCCUCCCACCCAGCCGGCGAAACAGCAACAGCCACCCUCCUCUGCCCAGGUGCUAUGAGUGCAAAGCUGCUAAAGUGAUCUUCCUCAUCAUUUUCUCCUACGUGCUAUCUCUGGGGCCCUACUGCUUUCUAGCAGUCCUGGCUGUGUGGGUGGAUGUCCAAACCAAGGUGCCCCAGUGGGUGAUAACCAUAAUAAUCUGGCUCUUCUUUCUGCAGUGCUGUAUCCAUCCCUACAUUUAUGGCUACAUGCACAAGACCAUCAAGAAGGAAAUCCAGGAUAUGCUGAAGAAGUUUUUCUGCAAGGAAAAGCCCCCCAAAGAAGACAGCCACCCAGACCUACCUGGAACCGAAGCUGGCACAGAAGGCAAGAUUGUCCCUUCCCACGAUUCUGCUACUUCGCCUUGAAGUUAGUUGUAAGGCAAAUUUUGAACUGUCCACAAGACAGUAAACAAAAGCAGCUUUCUUUUCAGUGGACCACCCACACUCUCAUUAAUGCUAAUACAUCUCAUUUCAGGCAAAGGUGUCAAACACACAUUCCUUUUCACUACUAGGUAGAUAAACACAUGGAAAAGUGGGAACUUGGGUCAGUGUGCCCCUCAAAGCAUGGACUUGAGGAUUCUGACUGAAAUUCGCCCCCCCCCCAAAAUUAUUAGGCUCUAAAUUUCUAAAAGCAACAAGGGCUAUCCAUAUUGGAACUGUACUUGGUAUUCUGCUUGUGUACCCAGAGCUACAACAUGCCAGCUUUGGCUCUGAGGGGAAAAGAAAGAUGAUGCCUGUGGACUUAAAGACUAUGUAGCCCUCAUGUCAGGAGCUCAUGGACCAGGGCUAGAGUUUAUGUUCAACUGAAAGAAAAGCAAUGGACCAAAUCAUUCGUGGAGCCCAAGAAACAGAAUCUGAUAGACUGAUCAAAGUAUGAGUCAAAUUCGGAAAUGAAGAGAUCCACAAUCUGGUGCAGACUUACACAGAUGAAGACAGAGGCAUUCAGUAGUUGAAACACCAAGAAAGUUUCUAGGUUUCCUAAAGGGAUCCAGAAAAGUGGAAGGGCAUGUAUGAAAUGGGAAGCUAGUCCAAGGAAAUCGAUGGAGAAAUAACACACAUCCACGGGGCCAAACAAAUGGUGUUUUUUCCUCUCUCUCAAAUACUGGGUUUAUACAUGGGCUGGGACUGAAUUCUCUCCAUGCAGAUGAAAAUUUGUCAACUGAAACUAAAAUAUUUUCUCUUGUUUGAAUAAUAGUGGGACAGAAAUCAUGGUGUUAUUUUAUAAUUUCCCUCUCAUGACUAAAUUGGAGUGCUCAUGGGAAUCCACCAGAUCUCUGUCCAUCACUUGUGCUUUGUUUUAUUUCAAAUACACUUUUUGUUCAAUCAGUAUUUCCAGAAAAAUAUUUCAACUAGGAGUAGCCAAAAUUCUUUAAAAAGCUCACACUACUUAUUAAGAACGAAAUGCCCAACAGAAAUCUCUUUUGUGUCUGUGAGUUCAUAGACAAGAAGUAGAAUAAUGUCCACAUGGGGAACAAGUAAGGCAUUUGAACAUUUUCCUUUCUCCAUAUACACCCAUGUCUUUUCAACCUGUGUCCCUCUCCAAAGCUUUUGAGCUCUCUCCAGAUGCAGGAUAAAAAUAUAAGAGAGUCAGAAAUGACAGAGAGAACAGAUUUACAAUACCUGAUCUAUUCCAAACAAUCUGAAAUCAAAGCAUUCUAGUUAGACCUCUCCUAAUUACUGCUGUUGACUUUGGAGAAACCUGUAGAAUAACUACAGAGGGAGAGUUUUCAAGUCCCAAAGGCUGAAAUCACUUUGGGCCAGGGUAUACCUGUGAAUUUUUGAGGGCACAGGACCUAUCUAAAGACCAAAUAUCAUGGAACCAAAAAAAAAAAAUAGUGAUUCGAAGAUGAAAUUAAAGCAGCUCUACAGCCAACUAGCUGGUCAUGAAGAAAUUCAGUGUUAAUAUGGUGGAUGGAGAGGAGGGAAUAUUUGGUCAAAAAAAUGGUUAAACAGGUUGUUGUGUAUAAAGAUGGUCAUAUUCAGAUUUUAGCCUCAUCUUGUGUGAUCACCAUGUCUUUAUUAGAACUCAUCUUUUAAUUGAUAUAAAUGCCCAGCUCAUUUAUAUUUUCUUUUAUCUCUUCCUUCUCACAGAUUCCAACAUGCGCUUCUCAAGGGGGAGAGGUAAACAGCAAUGUAUUUGGGCUGUGAAUAAGUCUGCCUGGAAACUUGGGGUUGUCAUGUUCCGAAUGUAGAAAACAAGAGGGGAUAGGACUGAACAAAAUUGAUCUGACCUGUCAAAUCAAUAUAUUCAUGAAAACCAUAUUAAUUCCAACUCCAUUAACUUAGAACUUGUGGUGAUUCAGACAAUGCACUGGGGCUGAAGUUCACCCUCACACCAUCAUUUAUUUUUCUACCCAAAUUUAUAAAGAAAAUUAAUAGUCAUAAAUUUAUUAUACUAAUUUAUUUCCCAACUCUUGAAUUGACCUGUCCUUAAAAGACAUAGGGUGAAGGAAUGGCUAAUGUGGUCGGUCCUCUCGUGGAGGGAGGGGUAUUGCAGGACUAUAAUCAUCAAAGGAAUCCAAUGUAGCUGCAGCCUGCCUUUUGGGUAGAAAUGGUUGUUUAUCUGAGUAAGAAAAAGAAUUUCAAACAUCAGUAUGUCCUACAUUUUGUUGAAACUGAACUUCUUGUUUUAUUUUUAAAGCUCAACCUUUUCAAAGUGUAUCAGAGAAAAUUGUUUGCUAAAAUCCCAAACCAAAAUGGAACCAGAGCCUGUACAAGUGUGGUAAGUCCAUUUAACAUUCUCCAGAUUGCCGAGACUCACCGGUUCCUUUUAAAGUUCCCUAUUCUAGUCAUCAUCCCUUCUUUUGGCAAAUUGGAUUCUUCAAAGGGUGAAGACCUUUUGAAAAUAGGAAGCUGGGAACGAGUACCUUUGAAUUAAGGAUAUUCUGCUUUGAUGACAUUUUCUUCUUAAUGAACAAUAGGGCCUCUGGUUAGCUUAGAGAUAGCAACUGCUUCAAAUUUUGUGCUAUUUUGAAUAAAGCACGAUCAACUUAAUGAGGUUUUACUGCACAUACUGUUUUGCCAUUUGAAAAUCUGAAAGCACACAAAAAAAUGUCAUCAUUAGCCUCACAGAUCCUCACAUGCAAUAGCUUUUCCUAAAUGUUUUUAAAGGAUGUAUUCUUUUGCCAAGGCCACUUCAUAUGUGCAGUAAAAAAUCCCAUUAAAGUGCGGGGGCCAGACAAGCCAGACUUUGAAAUGAUGUGAUUUUAAAUUUAAUGAUUUCCUUAUUUAAGAAUAAUAGAGCAUCUAGUUUGCCAAGGAGUCGCAGGUGCUUUGACUAACACACCAAUUUCAACAAGCUUGGGAAGGCAGAAAUAAGGAGCAAACCCUCGGCUUCUGUGACUUCUAUGAUGCGAGCGUCCUUCUUCUCUAAGACAUCACAAAUACCAGCUGCUGGCAAGUCCUCAGCACUUCCAGCUCCCUGCCUACCUCUUGCCACCAUGCCCACUGCCUUCUCCUGCUUCACUCUGUUUCCCCCUGCUGUGCUGGCCCUUCAGGAAUACCCCAUGCUUGAAGCUCUGUGUGCUGACUCAUUCUCCCAUCCAUCCCUUCCAAACCUAGAGCUAUGAGAUUCACAGGGACCUGGGGGCCACGGAAGCAGGAAGGAGAGAAGUGAACCAGAGAGUGACCAGCAAUUAAAGGUAUUUUUCUGUCUCCUCCCCAACUCCAAUCCAAUUUAGAGAUGAUGGGAUACCUACUUCAAAUUCAACAGGUAAGGAAAAGUGACAUUGUAUGAUUUAGGAGGAGGUAGGCACCUCAUUUUUUACCAAAAAAAAAACUAUCUGAUACAAAAUAGUUUCAGAAGCACAUUCAAUCCUGUAGAUACUGUCCAAUUAUUUCAGCAAAAAAAAAAGCACUAAAAAACUUUUUUCCUAGAAAAUUAUAAGGUGCCUAACAUUGCCUUAUUUUAUACAUAAUUAGCCAAUUAAGAUAGGUAAAAUUUUCAGAAGAAUUUUUCAUACUACCUGAAGAAUAAUUUACAUGACUGAACUAGGCUUGCUUUCUUAGAUUUUGCCAAAAAGCUCUAUAAAGUGUCUGAAACACACCAUUUAAAGGAGAAAAGAUUAUGCAUCCUCUAGUAAUUUGAACUCCCUAAGAUAAAACCCUCAGGGGUCGUUGGGAUAAAGCAGAGAGUAACAAUUUAACCUACUGGACCAUAUUUUUCUCUGAUAACUGCCCUCCCUCAUAUUUUGAGGGAAAAAAAUCAACCUUAUAAUCUAUUUUCUGUUGUAUUCCUCUUUAAGACAAACCCCAUGUUGUCAGGAGAGCUUUCUCCAAGUAAAACAGUCUUUUCCUUCUAUAGCAGACAAAAGAUUAAAGGAGCAGUUGGCUGCUAGCCAGGUGCCAAGAUAAGGAGAGAAAAUCUGGUCAGUCACAGCUUCUAACCUUCUUCCUCCUUAUCUCUGUCUCUUAUUUUCUGUGGGCUGGACUGGUGCUCUUGGUCCCUGAAAGCCCCUCCAAGCUUAGGCAUGAAAAGACAGAAGCAUGAGCUAGAAAUGGCAGACCAUAGCCUAAAAUCCCCAAAGAAGAGAAACUGUUGCCACAAUUAUGUGCAAUCCUUUAUGGCAAAUGCCCAGCUUGCUUAAUACCAGUCUCCUGCUAUAAGAAAAAAAUUAAUGAAUAAAUAAAAUAAAAAUGGCCAGAGGAAGAAGUAAGAAAGCUAAAACCAACUUGGCCACUGACUGCCAGGUCCCUGGCAAGUUCACUGCUUCUUGGAUCAGAAUCCUCAAGGUAAAUGAAGGUUGCCAAUAGGAGUUAGGUAUUUCCAUCAUUGCCUCCCAAAGCCUCCAUAUCUCAGAGUAUACACACCAAGGGGAAGCCACAUGAACUUGUACAUUUACAGAAGGUUUGCUAUGUCUGAGGAUUAAUUACUGUAUAUUUCUUGUUCUAAAAUAGAUAAAAACAAGAUUGGUUUUAGUUUGGUGCUUCAAACUUGAGUGGAUUUUCCCCCCUUCAUCUGUAUUACAACUUUAAUGUUAAAAGUUUGGUAUUUUUGUCCUGUUUCAGUGGUGUAUUCUCUUUUGUAGUAAUUCUCUUAAAUGUAAGCUAUAACUGUAUAUAAAAUAUAAGUGUUCUUGAAGAUAAGGUGCUAGAUAUUAGAUUGUUUUUGUUCGUAGAUAGUGUUAUUCUCAAAAGUGGGUAGUAUGUACAUGUAAAGUUACUUAACAAAAUGCAUGCAGAAUUCUAUGUGACCACACCUUGGUCAGUUUCUGAAGUAGAACAUAGUACAUUUGUUUUUUAAAUUUUAUUUUCAAAGUGUAUACUACAGGAUAUGUAAGAUGGCUUCAAGGUGGGGUGGCAGGAAAUGGUGCCUUUCAUUCCUUAAAUCCCUGGUACGGUAUAUGGCAGGCAAGAACUUUUUCUGAUACAACUGGUCAUUAACAUGAACGGAUCAUCUUAGCUGAAGUCCUCGCUGGCAGUUCUCCACAACCCCCUUGGCACUGGUAUGCCUGUUUUCCAUUAACUGAAUGUGUAGAAUGCAAAAUCAAAGAAGACAAUACCUUCCCCAUCACAAAGCAAGGACCCCGGAUAAGCAACUGGAGUCCUGUUAGCAGGAUGGAAAGAAUACUGCGCUCUCAAGUCCUAACCAGUAACCAGUACCUGACAGUGAAAUGACAGGAUUUGCAUUUUGCAGAUUCAUUGUGACCAUCUCUGUCCUCCUAGAGCAGCACUAAAACCCAGAAAAAGGCUGCUCUGGUUGUUUUUCCUUUGGUUGGUUGUCUGAGAGACGAGAAGGAGCAUGCAUGGGUAAACAAAGAGGUGGUGGGACUCCUCUGGGGGUCAUAUCUAUGGUGUUCGAGAAUUACAAUUGUAAAUCAAUGCUAUUUGUAACAGAUGAAAAAGAGAACUAUGAAAUAAUUUUAUUAUAUUUUCAGAACAAAAAUAUUGCAAUGAGAAAACUAUAUUAUAUAUAUAUAUAAAAUCUACAUAUAUGUACCCUCAUUAAAUCAUUUUAAAAACUGCCUUUAAUGCCAAAUUUUAUGUGCUACUUUGAGACUGAGAACAGAAAAAAAAAUGCACUCAGUCAAUGAAACAGUUUUCUUUAAUACUUCACAUUUUAAAUUUAAACAUUUCUUUUUCCUUUUAAAAAAGGAUUUGUAAUUUAAAAGUGCCUUUUCAAAGGAUUGUCACAUACAAUCCUGGGGCCAAGUUCCCAUUGGCACAAUUUACCUUCAGGUGCACAAAAGGGGUGGACUUUAUCCUCCUCCCCUCAGCAAGAAGAGAAACCCCUUCACACCCCAAUCAAAUUCAUGAAUCCAUACUGUUACAUGGGCCAGUAGUCCCAGAGACUCUGUCCCAGGGCAAGGUUUCAUAUAUUGGUUGGCUUUAAUUGGAUCUUUUCUAAAAUGGUUACAACGCAGUUUUUACUGGACAAGAAUAACAGACUCCUGCUUGGGGAAUGCAGAGAGGUUGAUGUUUGUGAUUUAACUAAGUAUUAUUAAAUAAUGUUUGUGUUUCUUAAAUAGGUGCUGUUAAUCUGUCCUUGGUAUAUUCUUCUGAAAUAUGCUAAAUAAAGUCAAAUUUUAUGUGUGUA